Molecule: messenger RNA, 1098 nt
Organism: Eruca vesicaria subsp. sativa (arugula)
Lineage: Eukaryota; Viridiplantae; Streptophyta; Magnoliopsida; Brassicales; Brassicaceae
Source: the annotation of a GenBank genome assembly
CCAUUAAAAACAAAAAGAAGGCGGCGCAAAAGAAAAGAACUAAAAAGAUGCAACCAGAGAGUUCAGAUCAGAUGUUAUACUCAUUCCUCGCCGGAAAAGAAAUCUCCGGAGGUGGACUCUGCGUUUCAGAUGACUACAUGUCGACGACUAUGCAGAGUUUAUGCGGGUCAUCUUCGUCUACGUCAUCUUACUUCCCAUUAGCGAUCUCUGGUAUCGGAGAAACGAUGGCUCAAGACAGAGCUCUUGCUGCUUUGAGGAAUCACAAAGAAGCUGAGCGAAGAAGAAGAGAGAGGAUCAAUUCUCAUCUCAACAAGCUCCGUAACGUACUCUCUUGUAGCUCCAAGACUGAUAAAGCCACACUACUCGCCAAAGUGGUUCAACGAGUCAAAGAACUUAAACAACAAACCCUAGAGAUCUCUGACUCAGACCAAACUCUUUUACCUUCAGAGACCGACGAGAUUAGCGUUCUACACUAUGGAGACUAUUCAAACGACGGUCAUAUUAUCUUCAAAGCAUCUUUAUGUUGUGACGACAGAUCGGAUCUCUUGCCUGACCUCAUGGAGAUACUUAAGUCUCUUCACAUGAAGACUCUUCGAGCUGAGAUGGUUACUCUUGGUGGUCGGACAAGAAGUGUUCUUGUUGUAGCUGCCGACAAAGAGAUGCAUGGGGUCGAGUCUGUGCAUUUUUUACAGAAUGCUCUCAAAUCUCUGCUCGAGCGGUCGAGCAAAUCGCUGAUGGAGCGUAGUUCUGGUGGUGGAGAACGGUCAAAACGCCGCCGUGCACUGGAUCAAAUCAUAAUGGUGUGAGAUGAUGAGAGUGCACUAAAAGGUCUUUAAUUUAAUAUAUAGGGUAUGGUCAUAAUUAACUUGGUUAUAAUUACCAAAACCUUUUUAUUGUUCCUACUUUAUAAUAUGCUCUAUGGUUUUAGUUAUAAGUGUGGGAGUGUAAGCAGAUGUUGUAAGUAGGUUUGGUGUGUUCAUUUUUCAUAUCCUAUUUCAAGAAAAAGAUAAUAUAUAAUACAUAAAGUAUUUUUUUUUCUUGCUAUUUUCUCUAUUUACUAGUAUCAAUUAUGUCUGAGUUGUUGGUGUGAGGACUACU